AUGUCUUCGUUCUACGAACCUCAGGGCUGGCAAGCACCCGCUGCGCGCCAGGUCUCUUGGGAGCAGCCGGCGCCUCCCUCCCGGUCAGGAUCGAGUUCGGUCUCCCAGCGCGAGGAUAUCCCGGCCUUUUCCUCCCAAUUUGACGAGGUCGAUCGUGCGAUCGACAAUCUCGUCAAGAGCGGGAAGUUGUGGAAUGCUCCUCGGCGGGAUUCGAUGCCCAUGAUGAUGGGCCGGCCCUACCCCGACUACGACCCUCGCAUGGGUGGUGGCCCUCAGCGACACCAUUCGAUCAGCGAGUUCGAUGGCAACCGCAUGCCCCCGUCUGGCAAUGCCCAGGGUUUCUAUGCCUCCCAGCGGUACCAGGGUCGUCCCAACGAGGUGGAACAGAUGAUGCAGGCGAAGCGUCGGAUGGCAGCACAGCGUGAGAGGGAACUCCGCAACUAUCACCAGGAGCAACAGUACAACCGAAGCCUCCUCGCCGAGAUGUCUGCAUCCAAAUCCGACCGCUCCACCAGCCCAGCUGCCGUGAGCGAGGACAGCCGUCGCGAACUUCUCGCCCGCCAGCACCGCGCCCUGUACGGCAACGAAAGCCCAGCCUUCUUCCCGCCCGGUGCCUUCUCCGAUGAUAACCCACGCCCCGAUAGCCAGGCCGGCGGCACCCCUCGUCCGGUCGAUGCCACCACCGGCCUGCAGUCGCCCUCUCGCGCCAACAGCACCUCCUCGCCUAGCUCCGCCAUCAACGCCAGCUUCGGCGAGCAGCCUGUAACCUCGGCCUCGUCACCCGGCGCCGACUCGCCCUCAUCCCGCCAAGCUGCUUCCAAGCCCGUCGCUGGUCCCAUUGGCUCCGUCGGUCCCAUCGGUUCCCGCCCUGCCCCGGGCCAGAUAUCUGCGCCCGCUGCCAACCCCGCAUUGAACAAGCGCUCUAUCACCCCUCUCCCCUCGCCGCUUGGGCUCGGUUUCACUCCCGCUGACUCCACUACCGGCCCCGCUACCGAGCGCACCUCCUCCGCAGGCCCUAGCCCAGCUGUGACCUCUGCAGCUGGCACCCCUGGUGCCAAGGACCAGGCUGGUGGUGUUGGCCUCGGCUGGAGCAACGGCAGUGGCGUCUGGAGCUCGAAGAGCGGACUCGGCGUGCAAGCUUCUGUUUGGGGAUAA
This is a messenger RNA of Penicillium robsamsonii, 1155 nucleotides long. RefSeq lists its product as uncharacterized. The record is from RefSeq and is a predicted model, not a curated record. The transcript has 6 exons. The coding region runs from base 1 to 1155 and encodes 384 amino acids. NCBI's taxonomy places the organism in Eukaryota, Fungi, Ascomycota, Eurotiomycetes, Eurotiales, Aspergillaceae.